UGCAACGAAAACUCGAAAAGAUGCUCAAAUGCCCGUCGAAAGAUGCGCUUCCAAAGAAGAGCCAACGAGACGAGUCAGUCGUCGCCUCCCAGGUUCAGCAGCCGACGGACGGAAGCGAUCUCGGCCCGAUCGGGGGUCCUCUGCAGAGUGGCGGCCUGUGGGGACGGACACACCUUAACGACCACAGACGAGCAGGAAAAUGCUGUCUUGCGCUCUCCCAGAGCCCAUAGACACGCCUGCCGAGCUAUGUGGCCACACCUAUUUAUUUCACUCCUCGCCGCCUCUUGGUUGUCAGGAAGCCAGCUCGGAAUUCACCUCUCGAAGGAGGCUAAAAGGCAGCAGCGACUGCUUCCUCUUCUCAGAGAGAACCGGUCCGUCCGAGGAGCUGCCCUUGGAGAGAGCGAGAUGUCGUCCGUGCCCACCGGAACCUCCCUGCCCAGUGGCUUUUCAGUCCUGGCCUCCUUCCCCGACCUUCUCUUCAUUUUUGAAUUCGUGUUCGGCGGCCUGGUCUGGAUCCUGGUGGCCAGCUCAAAGGUGCCCAUUCCCAUCUUACAAGGCUGGGUGAUGUUCGUAUCUGUGUUCUGCUUUGUGAUCACCACGAGUUUGCUCUUCUUGUACUUUGUGGGAGCUCACGGCGGAAACCCUUCCUGGAUCACCCUGGAUGCUGCCUAUCAUUCCAUCGCCUCUCUGUUCUACCUCAGCGCUGCCGUGCUAGAAGCCAGUAGCACCAUCGCUCUCUGGAAUGCUGUUCUCCCCUCAGUUUACCGUGAAAAUAUCUCCGCAGUGGUAUUCACCUAUGCAGCCAUGCUGAUCUAUGUGAUUCACGCAGUAUUCUCCUUACGCAGAUGGAAGUCUUCAUAAAGCCUCCCGGAACCUUCCCGGGAAGUCCUCGGAAUGGCCAGCCUCCUCUCCCCUUCCCCUCCUCCCCUCCCUCUCCCCGACCCUAAAUUCACUAACAAUCAGGCACUCGAACGGGGCUUUUGGUUUCCCCUUGGGGUUGUUUUUCCUGUCCCAUGUAGCCGGGUGGAGGGAACUGGGGACCUGAUGUAUCCAUCCCCCUCUUUCUUGACAAACUUUUGUCACUGUUAUUCCCUUCUGGUGUAGUUGGGUCAAAUUCUGGGAGCGCAUAACCCUACCUCCCUCUACUAGACCCCCCCCAAAACAUUUUUAUCCAUGGCCUCUUGGGUGGUUUCAUGUCUUUUGGAUGGUCCGCCCACGAGCCCAAGACACUCACUAGACACUCACUGUGAUGUGCUCAGCCCAGUGGACCACCCAGCCCAGGACACCGUCUCCAACAGGGGCACCAGGAUGCUUGAAGAAACCGUAUUCCAGUUGCCUCCUGGACUCUCACCUUCAUGGUCGGAGAUGGACCCUCCAACAUCCCAUAACUUUCUCUUCUAAUCUGCUAUCGUGAGCCUCACCUUCAUGGAUUCAUUCAAAUUCCUGUUGAAACAAAUGAUAUUUUUAACCCACAAAUCUUGCUUUGGUAACAAAUCCACAGAUGUUAGUUUCUUUAAUAAUCCCCCUCUUUGGAAAGUCCGUGAGGGAGAUUAUUUCAGCCCAUUACAGUCGGAACUCACAGAGUGUAUGAGAAAUGAUUCUCACAAAACCCAAGUCCUCGGGAAGCUCAGAUAUUUUUUGGCAUGAACCAGAUUGGAGGACACUCAGAAUAUUAUCAUCCGAUGGCCAACCACUAGAUGUGAAACUUCAAUUUUUUUUUUUUUGUCAAGGCAAUUUAAGCAUGAGAGUUGUAGAGUAGCACCACCCCUCAACGAGCUUCCACUCGACUAUGCCACUCUCUCUGCAACACCUGAGGCCCCUCCACCGACCACAUCUUCGAGAGCAUCUUUUCCAGCACGGUCCCGAGCGGCCAGAGCCAGCCGGAUGGCUCGCCAUCCUACUCUCACCUGCUCAGGGCCGGUAGGUUUCGCUGCCCAACUGAAAUACUCUUGCAGCAAGGGAAAGGGACGUGGGGCGGUUUACUCUUCGGCGCCGCUGAGUUCCAACCCAGAGACAACUCCUGAAACUGUGCUGUGGAUUUGGUGGGGAAGUUGAGGAGAAUAAAGUCAAUUUCCAAGAAA
Messenger RNA from Ornithorhynchus anatinus (platypus), 2081 nucleotides. RefSeq names its product mal, T cell differentiation protein (gene MAL). Gene Ontology annotation, molecular function: structural constituent of myelin sheath. The record is from RefSeq and is a predicted model, not a curated record. Gene Ontology annotation, biological process: myelination. The transcript has 4 exons. Gene Ontology annotation, cellular component: membrane. Lineage: Eukaryota; Metazoa; Chordata; Mammalia; Monotremata; Ornithorhynchidae. The coding region runs from base 43 to 861 and encodes 272 amino acids.